Letharia columbiana is the source of this 786-nucleotide messenger RNA. RefSeq lists its product as uncharacterized. The transcript is spliced from 3 exons. Bases 1 to 786 code for a protein of 261 amino acids. The record is from RefSeq and is a predicted model, not a curated record. Lineage: Eukaryota; Fungi; Ascomycota; Lecanoromycetes; Lecanorales; Parmeliaceae.
AUGAAAUUACCCAGCUUUGUGGUGCUAGCUUGCAUCGCUGCCCUAUCAUGUGCGCCCACAUGUUCUGCGUCCCCCAAAGAUCGAGAGGCUAGGCGACCUCCCCUGGCUCAACGUAUCGGUGCACGAGAUUUUGUCAAUCUCUCAUUCCCACUGGAACCUUCUAUCACUGUGCCUAACGGGUCGCCUACACCAACAUGCCACACGUACUCCCCAUGCAACUUAUUCUACCAAUGGGUGACCGUCUUUUACUGGCCGACUGAACCGCAGAACACGGCGUGCCUGGCUUUAUUGCCCAGUCCUCCAACCUCGGCUAAUCCUUCUGGAAUCCCUGUAAUGUCCCCGAGUAUAUAUGCGGUCUUCCCAUCCAUCAUGGCUAGUGACGGUUGUAACCAAAUUGGCCAAGGCUAUGGCCCUAUCACAACAUCAUUCGCGCCUGGCGAGCUGUCGACCAUAGACAUUGACGGUGAUUCAACCAACGUCUUCAAUUUCGCCGAUCUCCCAUGUGGUCCCUCUACGAUCGAACUACGUCCUGGAACACCAUACGCGCCUUCUAUAGCCCUUCCAUCUUUCAUUCGGGACCUGGACCCGGCUUUCGCCACCUGCAUACCAGGCCGGAAUCAAGGGGUCGAUCCCCCAAUCGCAUGUACCGCCGAUGGUGGACCUCAAGGCCCUGGCUCUCCUGGCGGGGGUCAUCCUCGCCGAGAUCUUGGGGCGCACGCGCAUCCUCAUACAGCACCGUGGGCUGCAACAAAGACAGCUGGACCUAUGCAUAAGGGUCUGCUAUAG